AUGCUCUUUGUGAAUGGACUCGAAUUGAAUGAAUGCAAUGUGACACACUCAUGUUGGACACAUCCACCAUUGUGUCAGCAAAAAACACCAAACGAUUGUGUCUCGGUGGUGAAAUGGAAACCGAAAGGCGAAGAGGGUUAUGAAUUUGAGAUUUCAUCUUAUAUCAACACUCUUGAUCCAUCAAAAUCAUAUUGGAUUGCCGUUGGCAUAUCGCACAAUCAGAGAAUGGAUGAUGACACCGUGUUUGAGUGUAUCUCGUCACCCGAUGGGCAUCACCGAGCACAAAUCUCAUUCAACGAUGAGACACACAAUCAAGUACUCCACCAGGCCACAUCGCAGCUUCUCCAUUCGAACGAAAUCUCGCUAAUUGAUGGUUUCUUCAAAUGUAAUGUGACCUAUUUGCCCGAUAAUCGACUCAAAGUUCUUCAAGAAGAUCAAUUUAAAAUUCAUCAAAUCGAAUCGAAACCUUUUUAUCUUCUUUUUGCAAAGGGAAGCGCUGAUCGAUACACUUUUGAGAAAGAUAUUCAUUUUAUGAAUGAUGGUCCAGAUUUCCCGUGGAUUACCGGGGAAAUGGUGGGAUUUUGUCGAAAUUGUACCGAUAAAUCGUUUGCAAUUAUUGGAGAAAAUUCGAUUCAAACAAAAGUUCAACGAUACUGGAGAUACAGGAUUGCUGUAUUUCAUGGUUCAAUCUUGAUCUUCUGUUGGUGGGUGCUAGUGUCAAAUGCGAUUCUCAUUGCUCGUUUUUUCAAACCAUUAUGGCCAAAGAGGAAAUUGUGUGGGGUGGCUGUUUGGUUUCAGCUACAUCGCCUUCUCAAUCUGGUGGCAUUUCCCCUAGAAAUUCUCUCGGUUUUGCUGAUCUUCUUCCAAUCCGGUUGGGUAUGGUAUGAAUGCAGUUAUGAGUGUGAUUUAAUGGCAUUAUCGAAGAAAAUGCACGCAAUAACGGGAGUGACAGCCACAGUGAUGGCUUUGUUGAAUCCAUUGGUGGCAUUGAUUAGACCAGCACCUGAUUCAGAUUCUCGUCCAAUUUUCAAUUGGAUUCAUUGGUUUUUCGGGAUGUUCGCAUGGAUUUUUGCAAGUGUAACCAUUCUUCUUUCGGUUCCACUCGGGAAAACAGGCCUCUAUUCGAACUAUGGACCGACUCCAUUCUAUAUUAUGGCUGGAUACAUUUUGUUCUUUAUUGCAAUCAAUAUUUUACUUGAAAUGAUCACCUCGACAAGUGAUCGACGAGUGAUUAGAGAUGAUUCAGAUGGUGUUCAUCGUUUUAUUGUCUCUCAAUCCGGAAUGUCGUUAUCUGUUUUAAACGGACCGACAACCGAACACCCGUCAACGAGAGUCACCGUUUGUUUU
Messenger RNA from Mesorhabditis belari, 1347 nucleotides. Lineage: Eukaryota; Metazoa; Nematoda; Chromadorea; Rhabditida; Rhabditidae. The record is from the annotation of a GenBank genome assembly.